CUCUCCCUUUCCCCUUCGUUGCCCUCCACCACGAAAACCCUAGAUCGACAUCUCUCCGCGCUCCGAUCCGAAGCAGUGAUCCUUAAUGGAAAUCCAAUCGAAUCGGCCCCUUGCCAUCCCUAGCUGGGUGCUUAUGGACCAGAUCUUUCUCUACGAUGACCCCGGCUCCUUCCGCAUUGACGACGAGGCAUCUGCGGUGGCAGAGGAUACCAAUGGCGAGCCCGUCCGCGUCUCCUUCAAUCUCCACUCGCCGCCGGGGUCAUCCAACCUCUGCAUAUACGGCCCGGCGGAGCGGAAACCCUCCUUUUGGGAUACCGUUGUGGCAGCCCACGACAACACCGUCCUCUUCCGCAUCGAGGUCCACUUCGACGGGCUUCCUUUCACUCAUCUCUACGCCAUGGACUACUUCAUCUACAGAGCUUUCUCCUCCUCCGCCCCCAAGCUCUCUCUGCUCCCGCGCUGCUACUCUACCUACGAUGAGAUCAUGGAGGGUGGGGGGGUGGAUGCUUCCUGGAGAGGCAAGUGGCGCAUGGUGGACAGUAAUUCCAUCGGCCUCUUGCUUGCUGGUGAAGAAGACAUCGUGGUGGCGGAGCUCAAGAUCGACUGCUGGACCGCCGCUUACAACCAAGCGGCGCCGCUGGAAGCCGAGCUCUUCAGGAUACGUUCCUCGUCGAACGGUGGUGGCCAGUGGGAGCUAACGCCGACUGCGAGCCGUGAUGGCAAGGUCCGCUUCCAGGACAUUCUCGGGUGGGAAACUCACAAAGUUGUCCCUUUCACUACCUACUUGUGCUGGGCUGAUUACAACCGAGGAGUUCUGUUUUGCAAUGUCUGCAACAAGGUCCCUGACCUCCAGUACCUUCAGUUUCCUGGCAACGUGCCUUCAAUAGGAUCUCCAAAGUUGUUCAGGACUGUAUGUGUCACUGACAGUGGCAAAACCAUGAAGUUUGUCAAUGUUGUCCGCAGCCGCCGGGAUGGCAUAUUGUCAUGCCCCAACUGUAAGCGCCCAUGUGACAACUGUAGGCAGUGCUCUGGUUUCACCAUCAGUUUCUGGACACUGAAGGUGAAAAACAAUGAUAUGGAUUGGGUGGACGAAGUUGUAAUCAGAGCUGAUGAUCUCUGGGCAAUGGAGGGUUAUGAUGAUGAGCUCCCAGAUUUUGUGCCACAAUUCCCACUUGUGAGCAUGGAAGACCCCCAUAUUCUCUACUUCGUGUUGUCCAACUUGCCCUGUCCGCAUGGCCAGGAGAAGACAUGGAUAGUCACACUUGACAUGGUAAACAAGAAGAUCCUUCGCUAUGAUGAUGACAAAGCUCUCCCAUCGGACAAUAUCUUUAAUGGCAUUGGCUUCUUUCCUAGCAACUUCUCGAACUACCUGACCAUGCACUCCCAAGGUGAUGUAUAAGAUUCAUUUUAAGUAUUUUGCUAAUUCAUAUAAGCUUCUAUGUUGGUGUUUCUUUCACACCUUCUACCUGGCUGGUGAUAUUUGUUAUGGAACUUGGUCCACAACGGGGUAAAUUGGGUAUGGUAAAGGUUCGAAAGUCCAAGAUAGGGCACUCGCACUCAACAAUCUGGUGGCAGGGCUCGUCUGUUAUGUGAUUAGAGAGGCUAUGAGGCUUUGGGAAACUUAUGAUUAUUGAUCGAUUGCUUAAAACUGUUAUGUGGCUAGUCCUUUAUAUAUGGCAGCUAACUUGAUCCUUCA
Molecule: messenger RNA, 1696 nt
Organism: Brachypodium distachyon (stiff brome)
Lineage: Eukaryota; Viridiplantae; Streptophyta; Magnoliopsida; Poales; Poaceae
Exons: 1
Coding region: 86-1399 (437 amino acids)
Source: RefSeq, a predicted model, not a curated record